GAGAGAGAGAGAGAGAGAGAGAGAGGGAGGAGUGACAUGUAGAUUGUCCACUAAUGCAUGCCAGUUUCUGUGACACGUGUGUGUGUGUGUGUAUGAGAGAGAGAGAGAGAGAGAGAGAGAGAGAGAAAGAGAGCAGAUCAUAUUGCAAAGAUGAAGAGAGUGGCCGAGGACGAGGGAAAUGAACUAUUCCUCCGUUCCAUCCCCUGCUUCCUGCACUCCUCAGGACCUGGAUGCUGAGGGACCAAGGAGGACUUUCUGCUCAGGACCUAAACCCCCUUUUCUGGAGGACUUUAUUUGGAGACACUGAAUUAAAGAGAAAAAAGAAAGAAAGACGUGACUCUCAGGAGUGGAGUCCAGUCUCUCUCGCUCUGUGUGUGUGUGUGUGUGUGUGUGUGUGUGUGUGUGUGUGAGAGAGAGAGAGAGAGAGAGAGAGAGAGAGAAGCAGAGAUGGACGGAGUGUGUACAUCCACCGGGAGCUGCUGCAGCCCCUCUGAUCAAAUGCUCCAGUUUGGAUAACACACACACACACUCUCACACACACACACACACACACACACACACACACACACACACACACACUGAGCGGCAGCAGGAAACGCAAGGCUUCCGGAUUUUUCCACCCCUAUUCCUGGGGCUGCUCCAAAACUGUCUGCUCCAACCCCUCCACUGACACCCCAGGACUGAACCAUUGCUACAAGAGGGUGGGGGAGUCAGUGAAGGGGGAAAAUACUUGCUAGCCUGGACUCUUAUCACAUCCAGAUUGAAGAGGAGAUAAAAAAACAGACGGAUAAAAGAUGAGUGUGAGCCGUAUGAGCCGUUACAGCAUCGUGUCGUCGGAGGAAGACGCUUUGCGCCUGACCACAAUCCAUGGCAGCAGCGGCGUUAAUGGCUACGGCAACGGGAACGGAAAGAUCCACAUGCGCAGGAAAUGCCGCAACCGCUUUGUGAAGAAGAACGGACAAUGCAACGUCCAGUUCACCAACAUGGAGCAGAAAUCGCAGCGCUACCUGGCUGACAUCUUCACCACCUGCGUGGACAUCCGCUGGCGCUACAUGCUGAUCGUGUUCACGCUUGUGUUUGUGCUGUCAUGGCUGGCGUUUGGUUUGGCAUUCUGGGUAAUCGCGCUGCUCCACGGCGACCUGGACAACCCGGCGGGGGACGACAGUUUCACACCGUGUGUCCUGCAUGUAAAUGGCUUCUUGGCAGCAUUUCUGUUUUCCAUUGAGACUCAGACGACCAUUGGUUAUGGUUUCCGUUGCGUGACAGAGGAGUGUCCGGUCGCCAUCUUCCUUGUAGUCUUCCAGUCCAUCGUGGGCAGUAUCAUCGAGUGCUUCAUGAUUGGUGCCAUUAUGGCGAAAAUGGCACGGCCCAAAAAGCGUACUCAGACUCUUCUGUUCUCGAAAAAUGCCAUCAUCGCCAUGAGGGAUGGGAAGCUCUGCCUCAUGUGGCGCGUCGGGAACCUUCGCAGGAGUCACAUCGUCGAGGCUCACGUCCGAGCGUUGCUAAUCAAACCGCGUGUGACUGCAGAGGGAGAGUACAUCCCACUAGACCAGCUGGAUAUUAACGUUGGGUUCGAUCAAGGGCUGGACAGGAUCUUCUUGGUCUCGCCGAUCACCAUUUUGCACGAGAUUGACGAGGACAGUCCGCUUUAUGAGAUCAGCAAGCGGGAUCUGGAGACGGCAGACUUUGAGAUCGUGGUGAUCCUCGAGGGGAUGGUGGAGGCCACAGCCAUGACGGCGCAGGCUCGGAGCUCGUACUUGGCAAGUGAGAUCCUGUGGGGCCACCGGUUUGAGCCCGUGCUUUUCGAGGAGAAGAAUGAGUACAAGGUGGACUAUUCACACUUCCACAAGACGUAUGAGGUUCCGUCUACGCCGCGCUGCAGCUCUAAAGACAUGCUCGAGAACAAGUGCGUGUCUGCUGCCGACAACGCCUCCACGUUCUGCUACGAGAACGAGCUGGCGCUGCUGAACCGUGACGAGGAAGAUGAGCAGGAAUGCACCCAGAGAGAACGGCAAGACUUUAAACAUGUGUCUCGGAGCCUCGAGCAAAGGUCGUACCGUCGCGAGUCUGAGAUUUAACCCCCUUUGACCGUUUAGUUUAACAAUGCAGAACAAUGCAAAAGUGCCAUAAUGAGAGGCUUGGAACUGUGCACAUCAAUGUGAGAGUGUGUGCAUGUGUGCGUGUGUGUGUGUGUGUGUGUGUGUGUGUGUGUGUGUGUGUGUGUGUGUGUGUGUGUGUGUGUGUGAGUGUGAGUGUGAGUGUGUGAGUGAAAUGCUAAAAGAGAGAUGAUGCACAGUUCGGGCCAGAGACUUUUUUUAAAAUCCUGCACGGAAACUUGAAUCUUUUCCUCCUUCUUGUUUUAUUUAUUUUUCAUAAAUCUAGUUUAGUUAAAAUCUGAUCUUCUGAAUUUGUAAAUAUUUUUGCGUAGAUAGGUUACGAAUUUGUGUGGAUUAUUGCUUUCGUUCUAGAGAGAGAGAGAGAGACAGAGAGAGAGAGACAGAGUGUGUGAAAGAGGAAGGUUUCUUUUUCUUUUAUUUUUGUCUAGCACUACUGAUUCCAAAUGCCCACAAACACACCACACACACCACACACACACACACACACACACACACACACACACACACACACACACACACACACACAUACAGUACAAGCAUGACAGAUUCCCUUUUCAAGUUGCACUACCUAAACAAACAGAAAUGUCUGAGUGUGUGUGCGACCAAGCACUAAAUUUCAUUAAAAACAUAAAUAGAAACCCAGACAAGCUCACACACACGCACACACACACACACACACACACACACACACACACACACACACACUGUUGAGUGGGAGUCUCUAUAUUUAUCUAUAGCUUGUCCUGAUUUUACAUUCCUUGGCGUUCCCGAAACAAUGAGGGGGCGGAGCUAAUAUUAAAUUUGACCAGCCAAUGGUAAAGCUGAUUAUAUGACAUGAGCAUUAGCUAAUGUUAGCUACCCUGCUAGCAAACCCAAGCUAGAUAACAUUAUGUUAAAAGAAAGUAAAUAGAGUAGGGCUGAUGUCACAUGACCAGGUUUGCAAUUGGUUAAUCAAAAUGCAACUUAAGCUCCACCCCUUUUCCCACAGUCAAAGGUAUCAGUCUACCAAUCGUGGACGUACAAUAAAUUAUGGCAUAGAGUUACAAUUAAUAAUAAUAACGACUAGACAAGUGAAAAGAAGUGGCUGGCACUGUCAUAUAAUCAAGUUUGUGUCUGGCUGAUCAAAUGUAAACUAAGCCCCGCCCCCUUUUUGACCCUCAGCAAAAGAAUCAGAACGUGCUUCUUUAUAUGAAUUUAAUUUGACAUGCGUAUAAAUGUUUUAAGUACUUUAAAUAUUCAUUUGAUUUUAUCCCCCCUUUAAUAUUCAAACCUCAGGGCCAAAAUGAGGCUGCUGUAUGUGUGUGUGUGUGUGUGUGUGUGUGUGUGUGUGUGUGUGCGUGUGUGUGUGUUUGAGCUAUUUCUCUGCUCUUUGAGACUUUUUAGCACACAAUUACACAGUAAAUGCAGAAUAAAUGCAGAGCUGAUACAAUAAGCAACACCAGUGUGUAACAGGGGCUUAUAAUACAAGUACAACACCAGUGUGUGCACUGUUACACAUCUGUAAUAAACAAUAAUGAUGUUCAGGUUUAAUCACAACGUUGAAAAGUUACUUUACCCAAUAAAAUAUUCAGUUUCAGAAAGCAUAGAGUAGCAUAUGACAGAUCUCAGUGCUGUAAUGAAUCACUGAGUGAAUGAAAUAAACAGGGUGUAAAUGUGACGAACAGCUGGAACAGCAGCUGAACUGUCUGAUCAGACCCAGCUUUAUCUACCCCGGUGACCCAGCUUUAUUUACCCCGGUGACCCAGCUUUAUUUACCCCGGUGACCCAGCUUUAUUUACCCCGGUGACCCAGCUUUAUCUACCCCGGUGACCCAGCUUUAUCUACCCCGGUGACCCAGCUUUAUCUACCCCGGUGACCCAGCUUUAUUUACCCCGGUGACCCAGCUUUAUUUACCCCGGUGACCCAGCUUUAUCUACCCCGGUGACCCAGCUUUAUUAACCCCGGUGACCCAGCUUUAUUUACCCCGGUGACCCAGCUUUAUUUACCCCGGUGACCCAGAUUUAUUUACCCCGGUGACCCAGCUUUAUUAACCCCGGUGACCCAGCUUUAUUUACCCCGGUGACCCAGCUUUAUUUACCCCGGUGACCCAGCUUUAUUUACCCCGAUGACCCAGCUUUAUUUACCCCGAUGACCCAGCUUUAUUUACCCCGGUGACCCAGCUUUAUUUACCCCGGUGACCCAGCUUUAUUUACCCCGGUGGCCCAGCGUUAUCUACCCCGGUGGCCCAGCUUUAUUUACCCCAGUGGUCUGAAGUGAAGUGAGGAUGCGGGUUGUUAAGAAUGAGUUUAUGCUUUACUUUACGGUGUGAGUAGAUGUGUGCAUCAGGACCGAAGCAUUGCACGAGCAGGUGUGUUUUUACUUUAAUACAGGUGUCUGAUAUACAGCGUACUGCAUAAAGGAAGUCCGUACUCAUUAACACGGGAAAUGUACCGCUUACUCGCGUGGCGUUUACCACGUUCCUGCUUUAUCCUGGUCGGAGUUAUGACUAAUUUGUUUAUAUUUUGAGACGUAUGAACAACUAUCUGGUGAAACUUUCUGUGGUCAGACAUGCUAACAUCAAGCGCCCUUACUAAACAAAACAUACCCACGACAAACUGUCGUAUGUAAGUCCGUACAGAGUUCUUUUGUGGUUGUUGCGGCCAAAGAUGCUUGUGAGUUUUUUGUGCUUUUUUGUGAAAAACUACUUGAAUUGGUGAAAUCACACAAAAUUGUUCUGCGCGCUCUUUAGCCGCGAUGUUUGUUGGUAAACGAGACUUUUCAGCUGUUCUUAUGUGAAUUGAAGAGGGAUUUGGCUGAAUGCGCAUUGUGAUGAUGUCACAGGAUGCGUCUCGACCCGAAUCUGCUGAAAAUCUGCGGUAAUUUUGAAGAAUUGCAAGUUCCUCCGGAAUGACGGAAUCCUGAAAGGACUAUUAUGCAUAGCAAUAAAAUAAUGUAAAAUAAAAUAAGGUUAAGCAUUAUAAGGUGAGAUUUGUUUCAGCUAUGAUAGACGCAUAUCUGGACCUUCAUAAGUAACACAUUAGAUGUAGCUGGACCUUUAAUUCAGUACCCCUGGCUUAGAGUGUAGGGUGUAGGGGACUUGGGAUGAGCUAUGAGAUUAUUGUGAUGUACAGACUCCACUAGCAGGGUUUAGGGUGUAGGGUUUAGGGACUGAGGGCGUAGCAGUGAUCUAUGAAGUACAGGCCUUAUGUAGGGUUUAGGACUCACCAUGAGAUAUCAGAUUAAUAAGAUGGUACAUUGUCCAGUAGAAGGGUUAAGUGUGUAGUGUAUAUGGUUCAGGAGAGAUACUGAGAGAUACUUUAACAAUGGUGUACGCCCUGUAUAAAGGUUUAGUGUGUAGGGUAGAAGGGUUUAGGGAGUUCACAUAAGCUAUGAGAUGAAAUGAUAAUAUACCUUUGUAAAGAAGAAAUAUAUACGCAUCACUAUUCUUAAGCCACACCCUCUAAUUGGAGAUAUUGUUGUAACCAUGGAAACAGAGCUGUGUAUCAGUGGUUUUCAGUAUCACACCUGGUUUACUCCAGAAACACUGUACUUUACCUUCUUCUGUUACCUUUUCUCUGUUAUUUUAUUUUAUUUUUAAAAGAAAAAAACAGUAUGAGGUGAUUUAUCACGUAGUUGGAUAGUUUGGUGUGAUUUAUUAAACUUUAUUGCUAGAUUAACUUUUGUUAAUUAAAUUGCUCAGCCCUA
Messenger RNA from Ictalurus punctatus (channel catfish), 5801 nucleotides. RefSeq names its product potassium inwardly rectifying channel subfamily J member 12a (gene kcnj12a). NCBI's taxonomy places the organism in Eukaryota, Metazoa, Chordata, Actinopteri, Siluriformes, Ictaluridae. Gene Ontology annotation, molecular function: inward rectifier potassium channel activity. The transcript has 2 exons. The record is from RefSeq and is a predicted model, not a curated record. Gene Ontology annotation, biological process: regulation of monoatomic ion transmembrane transport; potassium ion import across plasma membrane. Gene Ontology annotation, cellular component: plasma membrane. The coding region runs from base 795 to 2078 and encodes 427 amino acids.